GUCCUGCCUUCCCUUUCUUAGCGAAUGAUUGAAUGGAAAGCAUCUGUUUACCUCCACUAGAAAAGAGGGCGGAGUGGUGCUCUACCAGCCCACUCUUUGGCUUAGCCUAUCUUAGUCUUGGUCCGAAGGGAAGGGGGCGCUUCCAGAUGACUUGUUUUAGUCAAGUGCCACUACAGUUGCAAAGAUGGCUGUGCUAAGUUCGUUUCCGACCGAACUGAAGCGACUGCUGGAGAAAGAUCCCUACUUGACUCCUUUUGAGCAAGACUUCCAGCGCAGGUAUGAUACAUUUCAUCGCAUAUUAAAGAAGACUGAAGAAAACGAAGACGGUCUCAACAAAUUCACAAAGAGUUACCAAACAUUUGGAAUCAACAGAUUCAUAGAUGGAGGAUUAUACUGUAAAGAAUGGGCUCCUGGUGCAGAAGCAGUAUUUCUUACUGGUGAUUUUAAUAACUGGAAUCCAUUUUCCCAUCCAUACAAGAAAAUGGAUUUUGGGAAAUGGGAAUUGUUCAUUCCACCUGGACCAGAUGGGUUUCGCCCUGUUUCUCAUGGAUCCAAACUGAAGUUGGUGAUAAGAACCAAAACUGGAGAGAUCCUUUAUCGCAUUUCUCCUUGGGCUAGAUACGUAGUUCGUGAGGGUACCAAUGUGAAUUAUGAUUGGAUACACUGGGAGCCAUCAACUCCAUAUAAAUGGAAACAUCCCAUUCCUAAGAAACCCAAAAGUAUGAGGAUCUAUGAAUCACAUGUGGGAAUUGCUUCCCCUGAAGGGAAAAUAGCUUCAUAUAAAAACUUUACCUACAAUGUGCUUCCAAACAUCAAAGAUCUUGGAUAUAACUGUAUUCAGCUGAUGGCUGUGAUGGAACAUGCUUACUAUGCAAGUUUUGGUUACCAGAUCACAAGUUUUUUUGCAGCAUCAAGUCGAUACGGCCCUCCAGAUGACUUGAAGGAACUGAUUGAUGUUGCCCACUCAAUGGGAAUCACAGUUCUAUUAGAUGUUGUGCACAGUCAUGCAUCAAAGAAUUCUGAAGAUGGCCUGAACAAUUUUGAUGGUACAGAUUCAGCAUUUUUCCAUUCUGCUGCUAGAGGAACACACGUUCUUUGGGAUAGUCGACUUUUCGACUAUGCAAACUGGGAAGUCCUGAGAUUUCUUCUCUCCAAUUUAAGAUGGUGGAUAGAAGAGUAUGCCUUUGAUGGGUUUCGAUUUGAUGGUGUAUCAUCUAUGCUAUAUCACCAUCAUGGAAUUGGUGAAGGCUUUAGUGGAGAUUACAAUGAAUAUUUUGGUAUGCAUGUUGAUGAAGAUGCGGUGGCCUACCUAAUGAUGGCAAACUACAUGAUACAUAUUUUGCAUCCAGAAUGUAUAACUAUAGCAGAGGAUGUGUCUGGAAUGCCAGCACUUUGUUGUCCAAUAAUUGAAGGAGGAUGUGGAUUUGAUUACCGGAUGGCCAUGGCAAUUCCUGACAAAUGGAUUCAGAUAAUUAAGGAGCGUAAGGAUGAGGACUGGGACAUGGGAAACAUUGUGUUUACUUUAACAAACAGGCGAUAUGGAGAGAAGUGCAUUGCCUACGCAGAGAGUCAUGAUCAGGCCCUUGUUGGUGAUAAGACUUUGGCUUUUUGGCUGAUGGAUGCAGAGAUGUAUAACUAUAUGAGUGUUCUGUCACCUUUCACACCGGUUAUUGAUCGAGGAAUACAGCUUCAUAAAAUGAUACGACUCAUUACUCAUUCUCUUGGAGGAGAAGGCUACCUCAAUUUCAUGGGAAAUGAAUUUGGACAUCCAGAAUGGUUAGAUUUUCCUAGACAAGGCAAUAAUGAAAGCUACCAUUAUGCAAGGAGACAGUUUAAUUUAGCUGAUGAUCAGCUUCUUCGCUAUAGAUUCCUAAAUGUGUUUGACAGAAAUAUGAAUAAAUUGGAAGAAAAGUUCGGCUGGCUUGCAUCACCUCCGGCCUAUGUGUGUGAAAAGCAUGAAUUAAACAAAGUUAUUGCUUAUGAAAGGGCAAAUCUGCUAUUUAUAUUUAAUUUUCAUCCAUCCCAAAGUUACACGGAUUACCGUGUAGGUGUAGAAACACCAGGAAAAUAUAAAAUUGCCUUGGAUUCUGAUGCUCCAGAGUAUGGAGGACAUAAUAGACUGGAUCAUACUACAGAAUUUUUUUCUCAGCAGUAUUCACAUAAUCAUCGAUCUAAUUCUCUUUUGCAACCCAAUGCACUGAAUGAAAGUGAUGGCCAAAGCCGAGGACACCACUACUUGAAGGUAUACAUUCCAAGCAGAGUGGCAAUAGUGCUUCAAAACAUGGAUAUUCAGAUGUAAAGACUUGCAACUGGCUCCAUUACUUUGAAGGCCAAGUAAUAUUUGAUGAUAAUGGCAUCCAAAAUAUUGUUUUUUUCUGCAUAAGUGUGUGUUCAUAACUAAGAAAUUUAAAUGAACAUUUAUUUAUUCAUAAUUACAAAUAUACUAUAAAAUGUUUAUUCAAAGAGAUGAUCUAUAAUCAUGAAAGAACAAAUGCAUUAUGAACAAUUUGUAUUACAGAACUGGAUUUCAGAAACAGUUUGUUCUCACAUAAAGAUUGAAGUAUGUUACAAGGCAUGUUCAAAAAUUGAUUGCAGUAUUCCCAGAUUUAUUCUAAUCACAUGUAGGUGUAUUUUUCUCAUUAGAUCCCAUUUUGUUUUAGAAAUAAGUAGCCAUGAGAUGCACUAACACUGGAUUCCAGAUCUAAGUUGUAUUGUGUUUUCCUGAGAUACAUUAUUACAAGGAAAAUACGGUUUGUUGAAAAACUAAUAAAUCCUUUUCAUGGAAAGACCCCAACUAUAAAGGAACCUCAUUGAAAGUACAAUAUUGAGCUCAUAAAUUUAGGUCUGCAAAAAUAAAAAACUAUGGAAUGUCUUUUAAAAUGUGCUUAUUUUUAAAAAACUGUUACAAAAUAAAGUUAUUAAUUUAUGUAUUCUAUCUAGAGUGUUAGGACUCAUUCAUUCUUUAUUUAUUGG
Messenger RNA from Protobothrops mucrosquamatus (brown spotted pit viper), 2973 nucleotides. RefSeq names its product 1,4-alpha-glucan branching enzyme 1 (gene GBE1). Bases 185 to 2299 code for a protein of 704 amino acids. Gene Ontology annotation, cellular component: cytoplasm. The record is from RefSeq and is a predicted model, not a curated record. NCBI's taxonomy places the organism in Eukaryota, Metazoa, Chordata, Lepidosauria, Squamata, Viperidae. The transcript is spliced from 17 exons. Gene Ontology annotation, molecular function: cation binding; 1,4-alpha-glucan branching enzyme activity; hydrolase activity, hydrolyzing O-glycosyl compounds. Gene Ontology annotation, biological process: glycogen biosynthetic process.